AACUAUUUUGCUCAAAUUUUCUAGGCUACAAGGAUUCUAGAUAAGGCAAAGGGAGAAAAAACAUGUGGUAGUGCUAGGCCUAGGACAAAGAUUCAUGUCAACUCAAAACUUUAAAUCCUCUAUAUAAUUGUAACACCUUCAAGGGUGUGAAACCUCUCCUUCACCUUGAAGUUUGUUUGUAGCACACAGGCAGAGCUCAAAUUUGAGAAUGGACAUGGAGGUUCUGGAUACAGAACAAGAGAAUACUUCACAUGAAGUUACUAACAACUUAACACAGUCUCGGCCAGGGCCGCCCCAUGAUUCUGUUUUCCUCGUCUUGUCUCGCCUUCCCCUAGUUGAGCUUCUCUCGAUGAGCCUGGUUUGCAAAUCACUCAAAGAUGCUGUAGAUGAUGAUAUAUUGCUAUGGCUCAACAUAUUUGUUGACAAGCCUUUGAAUUCUCGUAUUUCUGAUCAUACUCUGAUGGAUAUUACGUCUAAGGCUAAUGGUCGUCUCAAAUCUCUGGCACUCAUCGAGUGUCUGCAGAUAACGGAUGCUGGACUUGAAGCUGUCGUAGCAAAGAAUCCUCUCAUCAACAAGCUCUAUGUACCUGAAUGCACCAGUCUAACAGCUGAAGGAAUCAUUAGAGUCGUCGAGAUGUUAGCACAGCACAGCCGCAAACCUAUACUUCUGAAGUUAAAUGGUAUCCACGACAUCAAUAGUGAACACCUUGAGAUUAUUCGCGCUCUAAUCCAAUUGAACCAAAGACAGCAGAUGAAGUUCUACCACAAGAGGAACCAGUAUUUGUUGGAUUUCAACGAACAAAGUGAAACUAAUCCUGAUAUUGACCUUGACACCUGUCCGAAAUGCAGUGAAGUACGGAUGGUGUUCGACUGCCCAGAUCAGAUGUGCAGGCAAAAGAGCGAAGGAAACGUGCUGAGUGCUUGUCGUGGAUGUCAAUAUUGCGUUCCAAGGUGUGAAGAGUGUGGCAGAUGCGUCACAGAUUCUGAAGAACGAGAUGAAGCCGAGGCAGCUUGCAAUGACAUCUUGUGCAUGGAUUGCUGGUUUCGGCUACCAAAAUGUAAUUUCUGUAAUAAGCCAUAUUGUAAGCUACAUGCUCAGAAGAAGCAGAGUCUUCCAGAGUCCUCUGGGUUUUUAUGUGAAGUAUGUUAUUCAGACUUCAUAUAGAAGGUGACAGAUGGAGAUGUAUACAUAAGCCCUCUGUAUAAUUGUUACCAUGAUAGUAGCUUCAAAUUUUAAUC
Molecule: messenger RNA, 1239 nt
Organism: Daucus carota subsp. sativus
Lineage: Eukaryota; Viridiplantae; Streptophyta; Magnoliopsida; Apiales; Apiaceae
Product: F-box protein SKIP28
Exons: 2
Coding region: 209-1165 (318 amino acids)
Cellular component (GO): cytoplasm
Molecular function (GO): protein binding
Source: RefSeq, a predicted model, not a curated record